Molecule: messenger RNA, 1457 nt
Organism: Tetranychus urticae (two-spotted spider mite)
Lineage: Eukaryota; Metazoa; Arthropoda; Arachnida; Trombidiformes; Tetranychidae
Gene: Tsen54
Product: tRNA splicing endonuclease subunit 54
Biological process (GO): tRNA-type intron splice site recognition and cleavage
Cellular component (GO): tRNA-intron endonuclease complex
Source: RefSeq, a predicted model, not a curated record
UGAAUCGCGCGCACUUUAUUCUAGAAGCUGUUUGUAAACAUUUCGUUGUUGUUUUGGUAAGCACAUAUUUGUUUGUUUGUUUGUUUUGUAUAGACUCUUCUAUUUAAAUAAAAAAUGGAUACUUCGGUAUUGUUAAGUGGUGAGCAAUUAUUGCUAUUGAAGUUAAAUUACAAAACCAAGAAAAAGAUGCGGCCUAGACAAAACUCUUUUUCAACAAAAAUUGUAAAUUUACCCAAUAAUUCAGCAGAGAUGGACAGCUUGGCCAAUAGAGUCCAAACUGAAUUGAACAACAAAUUUGCCAUAUUAAAGGAACCACGUGUUAGAUCAGCAAGUGAGAUGGGAUUAGCAGUCUGGUGUCCUCAGACCAAAUCAGCCGUGGUGAUUUGUGAUAAGAAAAGACAACCAUGGAUGGGUUACACUGAAAACAAUCAGUUGAGAUAUACACCUGAAGAAACUUUAUUUCUUAUGGAAACUGAAUCCAUUAUCGUCAAUUACAUGGAAUUACCGCUGAGCCUACAAACUGCUUAUCAAUUAAUAUUAACAGAUGAAUACCUUUUUAAAUGUUACAAAGUUUAUGCAUACUUGACUAGAUUAGGCUACAAGUUAAAACCAUUUCCACAGUCUGAUCAAGCUCGAAGUUUAGCUCCUAAUAUCUCUAGUACAACAUUUAUCACCAAUAAAACAGUUGAACCAAUUAUAAAAUCAAACUGUGCUUUGAGAUUGGUGAUGAUGCCACUGAGGAGAGAUAUGUUUCUUAGAGGAACCAGUUUCGAUAGAUGCGCCAAUUGGGCUGAAUAUAAACGCAGCACUACACCAAGAGAACCUGGAGUUAUUUUUGCUGAAGAAGCUACUGUUUUGGAACUCAAUGAGGAGAUUCGCAACGAAAGAAACAUAUUCGAUCAGCUGCCCAACAAAAGUUUAAUUGACUAUUCAAAAAAUUUGCAACCUUUAAUUGAUCAGACCAAAGUCACAGACAUCAAUAGAUUGCACCAAAUUUUUAAAGAGGCCGGACCUCAAGAAAAGUGCUUAAACUCACGGUUACCUUCCUCCUCUGAUGUUGCCUUGAAAUAUCAAGUUUAUACAUCUUCACGGAAAAAUUUCUCCAGCAAUGAUCUCGAUUAUUGUCUAACCAUAAGUGACGAGACUGACUGCCCUCCAACAGUAAAUGAUUUAAUACAUUUAGAUGAAAAGUGUGGUAAAUCUCAACUAAUUUUUGCCAUCACAUCUCAACAAGAUUUCAACUUUUACACUUUACAACCUUUUGAAUGUUGGGAUGAGAUGCCUGCUCUUUGGGAUUCGAAUAGAGUUUAAGAAAAAGCUUUUAGAUAACUUUGUUUAUGUCAAUAUGAAGCUCAAACUAACCAAUGUUGAAAAAUGUGUUGAAACUUGAUCUUUCUGUAAAUAUUUGUUACAAUUUAUAAAACACCAAUAAAAAAAGACAUUCAAAAUAGACGCAA